AUGAGGACCCCCGGGGCGUGUGACUUGCCCAACAGGUGGCCCAAGGAUUCUGUUCUGGCUGCGUGUGUAAGGACCAAGAAUCCCUUCAGCAUUCUGCUGGUCGUGAAACCUGUGGGCACCCAUGGGCCUGAGCUAGCAAAGGCUUUGGAGCCUCAUGCUGCGCGGCUUUCUCGCAGACUGAAGGUCUCGUUCUUCGCUAAGACCCCCGCUACGCAGCAGUUGUGUGAUAUCUAUGGCGUACGAACAUCCGACGAGUUUCUCCUCAUAGAGGCUCCCCAGGAGAUGUCCCUGAAGAAGCUGGGUCACAGUCAUGUGCCCAGGUCGCCCAAAUACCGUGUUGAGAACGUGACAGCUGGAGACGUUGACCGAUUCUUCUAUGAUUAUGAGUCAGGGCUAUUGCCCAGAUACCUGAUGUCUUACAAAGAGACUAAGAUGUCUAAUCUUGAAGGUUUACGCGAGCUGACAGGUGAGGAUUUCAUCCAGGCGGUCCAGAAUCCGCAGGCCUCUGUCCUUGUAGAAUUUGUGAGAACUGCGAGGCUUGGCCCAAAUCUCUUGUUGUCGUGGCCCGGCGGGGGGGUAGGCCGUAAGAGGUAG
Messenger RNA from Durusdinium trenchii, 594 nucleotides. Lineage: Eukaryota; Dinophyceae; Suessiales; Symbiodiniaceae. The record is from the annotation of a GenBank genome assembly.